UUUGCUCAGUGUAGCCCUUAAACAGUGGAAAACAUUAUUUUCCCUUUUUGGAGGCUUCUUUGUUGAGAAAAAGUGAAAAUUCCAGACGCGUUUCUGGAGUAGAAGGAGUGAAGUUGGCAGCGAUGGCGGCCGCAAGCAGCGGCGAACGCGGCGAAAGCAAUCGGCAAUUCUCGGAGCUGUCAAAGUUGCCGAGUGACGAUGCGUCCUUUCCCGUGCUUUCGCGUGGGAAAAGAAAAAGAGCAACGAUAACAAUGGAUUUGAACAAACUCUUCACGAAUAGCCAUGAAGCGAAGCGCUUUAUCAUUGCGGAAAGCCUCGAGAAGACGGACUUCUUAAGCAUCUCGUGCUUCAAGGUGAAGAGAACUCUCGACACUGUCUGUGGAAAAAUCCCUCACUUCCAGCCCCUGUCCAAUGGAAGUCUGUUGAUUCAGGUCAACAGUAUUGAACAGGGCCGAAAAAUGACGGAAAUUAAUGAAAUCGACGGCAAAAAAGUGAGAUUUUCUUGGCAUCCUUUCCUGAAUCAGAGCAAAGGCGUCAUCUCAUGUUUUGCAUUUACGAAAUUCGCUGAUGAGGAACUGAAAAAGGAACUGGCAGCUUUCAAUAUCACUGAAGUGAAGAGAAUAAAAAGGAAAAUCGUCGAGGAAGGGAAAUUGGUGCUCAAAGACACCGGGUCGUUUAUAGUGACCUUCAACCAGCCAGAACUUCCCAAGACAAUCAAUGCUUACUACCACGCAUUGAAUAUCAAGCCAUAUAUCCCCAACCCGAUGAGGUGCCAGAAAUGUCAAAGAUAUGGUCAUCAUGACUCAAAAUGCAGAGGAAAAGAAGCAAUCUGUGGAUCCUGCUCCCAAAUCAAACACGAUGGAGAAUGUACACAUCCAGUAAAGUGCACCAGUUGCGGUGAGGGACACGUUUCUUGGUACAGGAAGUGCAGAGUGUUCCAAGAGGAAUUUGAGAUCCAGAGAAUCCGAGUGAUGACAAAAGUGUCAUAUAUUGCAGCCAAGAAGGAAUUCAAGGAGAAGAAGAGGAUGUACUCCUCUUUUGCCAACGUCGUGUCUAGCAACUCCCGAGUUUCUCCAGACAAUAAUGGCAAUAGAAAACCCCCAGCGCAAUAUCCUAGAAAGCUUAUUCAGGGUGAGCACAUGGAGAAUGAGUCCAUUGGAAACUUGAACAACAAGGCAACCGGAAUUGCAUUCAAAUCCAGAUCAUCUGAGGGACCUUAUGUGACCGACAUUGCAGAAGCGGAGAUAUCUAGCCCAUUCAUCUUCCACGGAAAGACGAAUACCCAGCCUGAAACAACUGAGAAAAGGACAGAGCAUCACUCUGCACCAAUUCCUUCCGACUCCGGAUCCGGAGAUGGCGUCCCUCAGAAGGGCGCCGGUAUUGAAGAAACGAUGCGGGAGACAGCAAAUCUACUUGCAUCAGCAAAUAAGAUGGACGGAAACUCCUUUAACAAAUAAACUUAGACGAAUCUGUGAUGUACCUUAUGGAUAUAAGUAUAGUGAUGAUGUGCCUAGAAAACAUGAAGUAAUUCUCAAUAGAGUUAGAAUUGGGCACAGUAGAUUAACCCAUUCAUAUCUAAUGAAGAAAGAACUACCACCUGUUUGUGACUGUGACAAUUCCACAUUAACUGUGGAGCAUGUUCUUAGUAAAUGUAAAAAAUUUGAAAGUGAGAGAAACAAUAUUUUGAAAACUAGUGACUUAAAAAUUAUUCUUAGCGCUAAAUUUGAGAAAAAACUUUAUGAAUA
Phlebotomus papatasi is the source of this 1745-nucleotide messenger RNA. RefSeq lists its product as uncharacterized. NCBI's taxonomy places the organism in Eukaryota, Metazoa, Arthropoda, Insecta, Diptera, Psychodidae. The coding region runs from base 123 to 1457 and encodes 444 amino acids. The record is from RefSeq and is a predicted model, not a curated record. The transcript has 2 exons.